Molecule: messenger RNA, 1371 nt
Organism: Podospora pseudocomata
Lineage: Eukaryota; Fungi; Ascomycota; Sordariomycetes; Sordariales; Podosporaceae
Exons: 2
Coding region: 373-1050 (225 amino acids)
Source: RefSeq, a predicted model, not a curated record
GUGACAGCACACACAUCGGCACGGUUAUGUCUCUUUGAGUUUCACGGGUUGGAUUAUCUCUUAUCCGACUAGCCCAGGUCGCAAUCCAUCAGCUGUCUGUUGCACAGCAGUCCGACCCCUUUGUCCCUGCCUGAUACCUUACCAGCCAGCGGGGCACCUCUCGUCUCCCAGACCGAGGCACGUCAUUGCUCCAGCCUCCAGCGGCAUUAGCACCUCCCGUUUGCGGGGGCGUCAACCGCUAUAACAUCGGCGUCGCCCGCAUCUCUUGGGGUCCUUGGCGGCUCUUUGCUUGACAUUGUGUGAUUCGGCUUGCAGCGUGUGCCGCAAAGAUUUGUCAUUUUCCUCUCACCUAAGCGCAUUAAAUAUAUUUAGAUGCAUCGUCAGCUUCUUCCCUCUUUGUCCUCUCGAUUGAACCUCGCUCGCCGUCCAGUUUCACGAUCCGUUCGAGUGCAUUCUCCAGCUUACACCUGGUUUCCUCUCCACACUCCCACAACUAUAAACUGCCAUAACUCUGCUCCACUCACAACGACAUCACACUCUCACAGCCGCACUUUCUUCAAACCCCGUCUCAAGACAGCUCAAUUCGCAACCAUGGCUGCCACCGAUGCGACACUCAGGACGUUUUUCCAGUCUCCCAAGUAUGCCGUCGUGGGAGCUAGUGCCAACCAGGAGAAGUACGGGUACAAAGUCUUCAAAUGGUACCUCAACCACAACCUUCCCGUCACCCCCAUCAACCCCUCCGGCAAGCCCAUUCCCGUCGACGGUGAGGACCACCCCGUUGUCACCUCGCUCAAAGAGAUCGAGAAGCCAGAGGAGACCUCGGUUUCGUUCAUCACCCCCCCUGCUGUUACCCUUGCCAGUUUGAAAGAGGCAAAGGAGCUCGGCUUCCCGAGUGUGUUUUUGCAGCCAGGCACUUUUAACAAUGAGGUGUUGGCUUUUGCGAAGAACAACUUUAGGGCCGUGGUUGCGGGGGAUGGGGGUUGGGGAGGGGAGGGGUGGUGUGUGCUUGUUGAUGGGGAGAGGGGGUUGAAGGCUGUGGGGAAGUUGUGAGAGAGACGAGUUUGUUAUCAUGAGCCUUGAUGUUGGGAUUAAAUCCUGAUCUGCUGUUUCCUUCGUGCUUGUCAUAUAAUGACUUGUUACUGGAAUUCUUAUGUUGCAGACACAAUGGUUUGUGUAUUGGGAAGCCGGUCUCAUAGAACAGUUGCUAAUCUGGAGCUGGGUAGCUCUGAUUACAAGACAAAGCGCCCUGGGAAAUUUAUUAUUCCGUAGUAUGUUUUGUGAAGUGCAGGAUACAACCAAAAUUCCCAUCACCAUUAUAUCAGUGUUCAUUUCCUCAGUCUUAAUCAGCUUUCAGGACCGAGGCAGAAUCUU